CUCGGAGGUGUGUCUAUUUUGUAUAGGAAGUAUAUAAUCGCCUGCAUGUAUCGAUUGCAGAUCAUUCAUUGACAGGGAGACUCUGUAAAGCCUGUGCGUCGUCAGUUGUCUGACGUACCUACCCUGACAGCCAUGUUGUUGAAAGUUUUAACCGGUAACCUAACGUUCCAGUCACUGAUACCGCCGGAUCUUACCUCGUGUACCCGGACACAAUUGAAAGAGUACUUCAUUAACAGCUAUGAUCUGAAUGAAAGUAUUUUCACAGCUCUAAAUGACGAGUCUGUGUUUUACAAGUGUCCUGAUCGCCUGCGACUACCUCUGAUAUUCUACUAUGCUCACACCGCCGUGGUCUAUGUUAACAAGCUCAUACUGGCUGGUCUCAUUAAGGAGCGAGUCAAUUUUGAGUUUGAGAAGAUAUUUGAGACGGGUGUUGAUGAAAUGUCAUGGGAUGACACGGAGAAUUUCCGCAUGGGAGGUUCGUACCAGUGGCCUAGUGUUGAGGAGACGGUGUUGUACAGACAACAAGUGCGACAAAUCAUCCUUGAUAUCAUUGACACAACACCCUUAGAGCUCCCAAUCACGAUGGAAAGCAAAUGGUGGGCUGUCUUGAUGGGCAUGGAACACGAAAGAAUUCACGUGGAAACUUCAUCCGUUCUCAUACGUCAGCUACCAGUUGACAUGGUAACCAAACCGGACGGCUGGACAUAUGCACCCAAACAAGUUUCAAAUACACCAAAAGAGAAUAGAAUGUUACGUAUAGAAGGAAACAAUGUACAGUUUGGCAAGCCGAAAGAUUUUCCAUCUUAUGGUUGGGAUAACGAGUAUGGUGAAGUGUCUUGUUUUGUUCCAUCAUUUGAAGCCUCGGAGUAUCUCGUGACGAAUGGCGAAUUCCUUGAGUUUGUGAACGAUGGUGGAUACAAUAAAAAAGAUUACUGGAGCGAGGAAGGUUGGAAAUGGAAAACCUUUAGACAAGCCAAACAUCCUAUGUUCUGGGUCUGCAACACUGGCUGUAAGAGUGGUUGCGGGGCAGAUCUGGCGACGUACAGUCAUUGCAGAGUCCCUGACAAUAACAUGCAGACAGAAAAUGGAAACCAAACAUCAUACAAAUACCGCGCUAUGUUUGACAACAUUGACAUGCCACUAUCAUGGCCGGUAGAUGUAAACUAUCACGAGGCUAAGGCGUUCUGUCAAUGGAAAGGUUCGGAGUUCAGGCUCCUGUCUGAAGCUGAACAUAAUGCCAUUAGAGGACACCAGGAUGGACCUGAGACAGGAACAUCGAGUGAUUUAAUAUUUUCUAAAGACCGAAUCUGUAAUCACAACAUGGCCUAUGGAUCAUCAUCUCCGGUGAACAUGUACAAACCUAACGAUUGUGGAUUUUACGAUGUUUUUGGUAAUGUAUGGCAGUGGACAGAGGAUCAGUUUAACGGUCUGUGUCACGAUACACACUGGCUAUAUGACGACUUUUCGUCACCAUGCUAUGACGGAAAACACAAUGUCAUCCUGGGUGGCUCUUGGAUAAGCACGGGAGACGAAGCAUCAAGAUUUGCUCGCUAUGCUUUCCGUCGACAUUUUCUACAACACGCCGGAUUCCGCCUGGCUCGGACAGUUCAUAAAGCUGAUAAGAUAGAGUUACCCACCAGAGUAGUUGAUACAGAAGUCUAUAUACUAGGCAGUGGUGUUGAAGAGAGUAACUUGGAUCUGGACAAAGACAAAAUCAAACCAAUUAUAGUACCGUCGACAAACAUACAUUAUCAUUUUGAAUCGGCCAACCAAUUAAAAGGGAUCCUCGAGCAGGAAUUUGGAUUCCGAAAAUCGUUUCCUGUUGUCAUGGCGGCGCUUUGUAAAGAACUUGCAGAAAAUAAUCGCCUUGAUAAGAACUCAGCGUUGUGGAUAGGUGCUGGAUCGGGCCGAGGACCUCUACUUCUUACUGAUACAUUUGAUGAGGUUCUGGCUACAGACGUUGUUGCCAGAUUUUUGGACACAGCUAUGGAUAUACAACAAGGGAAGGAAGUGAGCAUGACAACUGACGAGGGUCGUUUAGUAGUUGCUUCCCUUGACAGUCAUUCUAAACCUGAUAAUGUUAUGUUUAAACAGUUCACAUGGAUUCCGAAUGAAGUUGGAAUUAAAUCAUUUGACAUGACUGUUGUAACUUUCUUAGAAAGAACACAACAACCAAAAGCUUGGCUUCUGAGGUUGUCAGAAAUUACAAGAAACAAUGGGUUGGUGGUCAUAGGUUCACCUUCAGGACAAUGGGACAGAGAAAGGCUUGAGCCUACUCUAGCUGACAAAGGACUGUCAUGUGUGAUAUCUAAACAUUUACAGUACGAGGACAAAACCGGAACCGGAAACGCUAGUGUUACAGUUUGGAAGCACGUGUAAACGUUCCAGUUUCUUCUGUCUUCAUUAUGACUUACAUAAAGCUUUCCUAGAUAAUGCUAAUGCGAGCAUACCACGGAGCCUUAAUGGUUACGGUGUCAAACAUUAUUUUCUUCAUACUCAAUGUACAUUUUAGUUAUUCUACGGAAAUCGUGUAAUUCAAAAAUGUAUUAAUCAUAACACUUUAAAUAGUUGAUCUGAAAGUAUACUGUAUAUAGAUGUCAUGUCAUCAUCGUCCAUGGAUUUAUUUGUUGCCAUUAAUAUUGUGAUCUGAUCAUUAUCAAUUAUAUAACUUUAAACAUAUCAUGUUUAAUUAUAUUCACCUUUCACAGAACUGUUAGUAGUUGCGAACUGUGUUCUGUUUUGUGUGUGUUUUUUUUUUAUUCUUUACUUCAGAAUUGUUAAAUUGCUUUGUUGUUAAUAUUAAAUGUUUAUAUGAUAGCAUACACAGCAUACAAUAUGUUUUUGAAAUGUGAAAACAUAAUGAUUUACCAUGUAUUGUGAUCUGCAACAUGUAAUAAAUAAUGAAAUAAUAA
Messenger RNA from Ruditapes philippinarum (Manila clam), 2912 nucleotides. RefSeq lists its product as uncharacterized. Bases 133 to 2379 code for a protein of 748 amino acids. NCBI's taxonomy places the organism in Eukaryota, Metazoa, Mollusca, Bivalvia, Venerida, Veneridae. The transcript has 19 exons. The record is from RefSeq and is a predicted model, not a curated record.